GUGGGAGAGAAAUGGAUUCAGAAUCAGCUUCUAACACAGAAAGUAACCAUAUGGUUCGGACAGGGAUUAAGACAACAUUGUGGGUAGUACUGGGAGGAUAUGCUGUGUUUUGGGUUAUGAUGCCCACUAAUACCUACCAACAAACAUGGCGUUCUUAUUUGAGAGUUCAUAUCGAUUCCACCUACUUUGGGACUCAAGCUAAUAUGUUUCCUUGUAUUUCUUCCCUUGCUUUCGUUUCAAUGACUGGUUUUAUUUUACGGCUAUGGGGGCUUUCUGCUUAUGCAUGUAAACUUGUUUCAGGUCCAAACCUUUUGGUACAUUUCGCCACCAUUCUUUUCAUUGCUUUGCUGGGUUGUGUUUAUCUCCAUGUAGUAAAGAGAUCAAAUCACAGUAACUUCGAAAGGUACAAUGGCAGAAAACAACUCUUGGCCACAUGGAAGAAGCCGAUGCUAGUGAAAGGCCCUCUGGGAAUCGUUUCUGGAAUAGAGCUGGCCUUCUUGAUCAUGUUUGUUGCACUGUUGGUUUGGUCUUUAUCAACCUAUUUGCAUGACAGCUUUUCUACCAUCACCCCACAGUCGGCUGCAGGGAGUGGGGAGACUGUAUGGGAAGCUAAAAUGGAGAACGCAGCCCUUAGGCUAGGGUUGGUGGGGAACAUAUGUCUGACGUUGCUCUUCUUCCCGGUGACUCGAGGGUCAUCGAUUCUGCCAUUGUUUGGGCUCACCUCAGAGGGUAGCAUUAAGUACCACAUAUGGCUUGGUCACACUGUGAUGGCUUUCUUCACCGCACAUGGAGUUUGUUACAUCAUCUAUUGGGCUGCUACCGAUCAGAUUUCCGAGAUGCUGAAAUGGGCAAAGGUUGGGAUAUCAAAUGUGGCUGGGGAGAUUGCUUUGCUUGCUGGGCUGGGCCUGUGGGCUACAACCUUCACUCGCAUAAGAAGAAAAAUGUUUGAGCUCUUCUUUUACACUCAUCAUCUCUACAUCCUCUUCAUGAUUUUCUAUGUAUUACAUGUUCCCAUCUCUUUUGCCUGUAUUACAAUCCCUGGAUUUUACCUCUUCUUGGUCGAUCGUUUUCUGAGGUUCUUACAAUCACGACAAAGAGUUCGUGCUGUCUCAUCCCGCAUUCUGCCUUGCGAAACUUUAGAAAUCAACUUCUCCAAAAACCCUGGUUUGAGUUUCAAUCCAACGAGCAUCCUGUUUAUAAAUGUGCCUAGCAUUUCUAAGCUGCAAUGGCAUCCUUUCACAAUCACUUCUAAUAGUAACUUAGAACCUGAGAUGCUGAGUGUUAUGAUUAAAAGUGAAGGAAGUUGGUCCAGGAAGCUGCAUCAGAUGCUUUCAUCUCCUUCCUCAAUUGAUCGUCUUGAAGUUUCAGUUGAAGGACCUUAUGGACCUGCUUCAACUCACUUUCUAAGGCAUGACACACUUGUGAUGGUGAGUGGAGGCAGUGGCAUUACUCCUUUUAUAUCUAUAAUUCGAGAACUCAUCUUUGCUUCCACAACAUACAAAUCAAAGAUUCCACAAGUACUCCUAAUUUGCUCAUUCAAGAACUCUUCAGACCUGACCAUGCUAGAUCUCCUACUUCCAAUAUCUGGCACCCCAUCAGAAAUUUCCAGUCUGCAGCUAAAAAUCGAGGCUUAUGUUACGAGAGAGAAAGAACCCUCAACCAGCAACGGGAAGCUCCUUCGAACUCUAUGGUUCAAGCCCCACCCAACAGAUAAACCUGUUUCUGCCAUUUUAGGCCCCAAAAGCUGGCUAUGGCUUGGCGCGAUAAUAUCAUCUUCGUUUAUCAUUUUCCUCAUCAUAAUUGGCCUUAUUACCCGCUAUUACAUUUAUCCUAUCGAUCAUAACACCUCCAGUAUUUUCUCAUACUCUUUCCGAUCUUUUCUUAAUAUGUUAGUAAUAUGCAUAUGCAUAGCCAUAACAGCAAGUGCAGCCUUUUUAUGGAACAAGAAAAUAAAUGGAAAGCAACCGAAUCAGAUUCAGAACAUUGAAGGGUCCACACCAAAUACAUCACCAGGCUCAUGGGUAUAUGAUGGUGGGAGAGAAUUGGAAAGUCUUCCACAUCAGUCUCUUGUCCAGGCUACUAAUGUGCACUAUGGCGAAAGACCUGAUCUGAAGAGAACACUACUUGAUUGCAAAGGAUCAAGUGUGGGGGUUCUUGUUUGUGGUCCGAAGCAGAUGAGGCAUGAGAUUGCAAUGAUAUGUUCAUCUGGAUUGGCAGAUAACUUGCACUUUGAGUCCAUUAGCUUUAGCUGGUGAUCUAGUCAU
Molecule: messenger RNA, 2264 nt
Organism: Manihot esculenta (cassava)
Lineage: Eukaryota; Viridiplantae; Streptophyta; Magnoliopsida; Malpighiales; Euphorbiaceae
Product: ferric reduction oxidase 2
Exons: 8
Coding region: 12-2255 (747 amino acids)
Cellular component (GO): plasma membrane
Molecular function (GO): oxidoreductase activity
Source: RefSeq, a predicted model, not a curated record